Molecule: messenger RNA, 3455 nt
Organism: Procambarus clarkii (red swamp crayfish)
Lineage: Eukaryota; Metazoa; Arthropoda; Malacostraca; Decapoda; Cambaridae
Product: carboxypeptidase N subunit 2
Cellular component (GO): extracellular matrix
Molecular function (GO): protein binding
Source: RefSeq, a predicted model, not a curated record
GAGAGUUAGAGCCCGCAGCAGGACGCACCACCGACGCCCCCGAGUGCCAUAGAGGGACCCUCACAGGAAAAUGCACACUAACGAGACCGUAAAAACGCUCAGGAAGGCCUUAAGAUAAAGGACAAUUUGGGUGUCCAGACUAUAGCUCCUGGACCCGAUCCGACCUCCCCAUACACAUACACACUUGACCUAAACGAUACCAUCGAAGUGAAUUACCGUGAUAUAUCUACCCCCCCCCCUCCCCCCUCCUAAGAAGGCUCACAACGCCUUAAUCACCGCAGAUAAUCACCCGGAAAGACUCAUUAACCACAACAACAUGACCAAUUAACAUUGAUAAAGAUUAAGCCACCCAAGAGGUGGCACGGGCAUGAAUAACCCGCAAGAUGACCAACUAAUCAGUGGAGCUCUUUAAGUGGUGAAAGGUGUGUGAGAGAGAGAGAGGUCAAAGGUCACUGGAUAACGGCGACUGAGCUCCUGUUAACAGAUGAAACAACGGUCGUGUGGACUCUCUCGCUGAUAGCCGUAUUUCCAGGAUGAUGGAAACGCGAACGUGGCUGACGGUGGCGGCGUUGGCCACCACUCUGGUGCUGGUGGAGGGGCGCUGCCCAGGCUCCUGCAGGUGCAGGUACGACACCGAGGGCAGGAAGGCCGUCACCUGUGACUCCGGCAGCCUGGCCGACCCCAUACCCAUCUUCAAUAUGGACAGAGACACUAAGGUACUGACGGUGACGUCCCCUGAGGACCAGACCAACACCCUGACGGUGGGACCCAUCUUCUCCACCCUGUCGCAGCUGGAGGAGAUCCACAUCACUCGCUCCAACGUCCCGGCCAUCGGGGAGAACGCCUUCUGGGGCCUGAGACACCUCAAGCUCCUCAAUCUUACUAACAACAACAUCACCUUUCUUCUCGACUCUCAUCUCAGAGGUCUACGGAACUUGGAGGCGCUACAUCUCGACGACAAUCACAUCAACUCGGUGGCGUCGGCGAUGUUCAGGUCUGUGGAGUCUCUCGAGAUCUUAACUCUGGCGAGAAAUAAGCUCCGAGGACUAGCACCCAGGAUGUUCCUCCUCCUCACUCGUCUGAAGGUCCUCGAUCUCAGCGGUAAUGCCGUUCAGGACCUCGACCCUGAAGUCCUCAGGGACGUGCCUGCGUUGCGGACCUUCAGGUGCUCCGAGUGCGGGCUCACCAGAGUCAAGUCGCUAGUGUACAGGGUCGUUCCCAUGCUGGAAUUGCUCGACCUUCGCAACAACCACAUCACUUCCCUGGCCGCAGAGGAGUACAUGGACCUGAAGAACCUGAGGCACCUCUACCUCGAUGGCAACAGGAUCUAUGAACUUAAGGAUUAUACCUUUCAAGGCUUGGCUUUGCAACAUCUUGGAUUAUCCAGGAACAGGAUGGAAACCAUUUCAAGAAUGGCCUUUGAAGAUUGCUCUGUACUGAGCCUCGACUUGUCGGCUAACAAGUUGCAGUACUCCUCUUUCAAACACCUGAGCCCUAUUGUCGCACACAUGCAUGAAAUAAAUAUUGCCAAUACUCGAAUCAGCUCUGAACACAUUCGGGAGUUUCUCAAGAAGGCUACAAGAUUGAAGAAACUGAACUUGAGUCGUCUGGACCUUAACCAACUCGUACCUAACAUGUUUACUUCCCAGGCCAAGUUGGAGGUACUGAACUUGUCAAGCAACAGCCUUCAUUACGUCCCUGUCGAUGUGCUACACACACUGCCAAGUUUACACACCUUGGAUCUGCGCAGGAAUGAGUUUCGUGGUAUGCCAGAGAUCAUUUUGCGUCGUCUGGACCGCAUUCAUGACGUUGAAUUGGAUGCGAACCCGUGGUCAUGUGACCAGUGCCACAUACCAUAUCUCAAAAUUUGGCUCAAUAACUCCAAGAGCUUCAGGAAAGCCUGCCACCCAGACGUGGACGCUCCCAAGUGCCUCAAGUGCCAGUCUCCCAUGGAAAUGUACGACAAACCUAUCAUCGAAAUUGAAGGUUUGGAAUUGCAGCCUUGUCCGGAGGGAACCUUCGACAUGGCGGCUGCGAGCGCGAGCUCCACCAACUUCUCGCUGAUACUGGCAGUGGUGAUAGCCUCAGUGGUGGUCAUCCUCCUACUCAUCAUCCUCGUCACGGGGAUCAUUAUGUAUAAUCGCCACACGGCAUUCUACUACACUCACGAAAACGACUCGAGACAUCACUUCUACGAGAACCCGGCCCUUCACUCCGACCACACAGACAUCACUCUAGACGAGGACUUAGACCACCUACCGGAGAAGGACUCGAGGCUGGAGGGACAGCACAACUGUUCAAGAGACGCGGCCAAAGGUGGCGACGUGCCUGAAGCCCCUGCGGGAGGCAAGAAACAAGUCUUAGACAACAAUGUGGUUGUGAUCGAUGAGCUGAUAAGGAAUAAGAAUGGAAAAUCAACCCAAAAUGGGAAGUCCUGAGGACACUUUUAUCAUACUAAUUACGACAGAAAAAAUGUGUAAUCCUAAGCAUUUGUGACAUUGCUGCCUACCUUACUCUUAACAACAAAAUCAAGCAAUUUACAAAUGAAACAAACACAGUUUUCUUAACAUGUUUGUUAACAGUCCUACAAGUGUAGAUAUACCACAUUGGUUUGGAAGCCUUGUGUGAGAGAGACGGGUGCGGGGAGACAGUACUCAUAACCAGACGGACUCCAGCGGCCUGUCACUGUCACUUCCUGCUACAUUAUCAUACAUAUUGACAGUUGUUUACAUCCUGAGAUACCCGCGUCAGGGACGGGAAACUUAAAGUAAACAGUAGUAAAACAGAAAUCCUGUUAACAGAAAGCUGCUAUUUGGGCUAAAGGGAAUUCUAGUACCACAGUUAAAUUAUAUGUUCCAUGUAUAUUCUCCCGUCCCCCCAUUAUUUUGCACCCCCCUUUGUAUUAUAUCAUAGUACAGAAAUAUAUCUUAUUUGUAAUAUAGCUUUAAGAAUUUAUAUAUAUACGGUGUGUGUGUGUGUGUGUGUGUGUGUGUGUGUGUGUGUGUGUGUGUGUGUGUGUGUGUGUGUGUGUGUGUGUGUGUGUUGUGUGUGUGUGUGUGUGUGUGUCCUGUCAGAUGAAGCUGUAGAUCUUUCAGACAGACUAUGUACUGGAUGUAUUAGUGUUUUAUAAAUAUAUUUUUGAGGGAUAUUUUGAAUCAAUAUAUAUAUAAAACUAUAUAUAUAUAUAUAGAUAUAUAUAUAUACACAUAUAAACACACAUUUAGAUUUUACUCUAAGUAAAUAUUACAUAGCAAAAGACAGUAACUAUGCAAAUGAAACAUAAGUUACUGAAUUAAAUUUAAUCUAGGCCUUUUUUUCGCAGUCUAACCUUUUUUUUUGCUUUAGUUCAAUAAUGUGGCAAUUGUCGAGAUGUCACUAGAGUGCUGAACACAGUAUGCCUGACCUCAUAAGGUUCCUCUGUUGUAUAAAAAUGUUAAAUAAAGGGAGUUUUCUGA